Molecule: messenger RNA, 2048 nt
Organism: Suncus etruscus (white-toothed pygmy shrew)
Lineage: Eukaryota; Metazoa; Chordata; Mammalia; Eulipotyphla; Soricidae
Gene: TOM1
Product: target of myb1 membrane trafficking protein
Exons: 15
Coding region: 95-1573 (492 amino acids)
Biological process (GO): signal transduction
Cellular component (GO): membrane; endosome
Molecular function (GO): clathrin binding; ubiquitin binding; phosphatidylinositol binding
Source: RefSeq, a predicted model, not a curated record
GGCGGGCAGGGCGGUGGGUCACGUGACGGCGGCUCGGCGGCGCCGGCGGUUUGCUGUCAGCUGAUUCUCCGGCCGGGUGGCGGCGGCGGUGGCCAUGGACUUUCUCCUGGGGAACCCGUUCAGCUCUCCGGUGGGACAGCGCAUCGAGAGAGCUACCGAUGGCUCCCUGCAGAGCGAGGACUGGUCCCUCAACAUGGAGAUCUGUGACAUCAUCAACGAGACAGAGGAAGGCCCCAAAGAUGCCUUCCGAGCGGUGAAGAAGAGAAUCUCGGGGAAUAAGAACUUCCAUGAGGUGAUGCUGGCGCUCACGGUCUUGGAAACAUGCGUGAAGAACUGUGGACAUCGCUUCCACGUACUGGUGGCGAGCCAGGACUUCGUGGAGGGCGUGCUGGUGAAGACCAUUCUGCCCAGGAACAAUCCCCCAGCUGUAGUGCACGACAAGAUUCUCAGCCUUAUCCAGUCCUGGGCGGACGCCUUCCGAAGCUCGCCCGAUUUGACAGGCGUCGUCGCUGUCUACGAGGACCUGCGGAGGAAGGGCCUGGAGUUCCCCAUGACCGACCUGGACAUGUUGUCACCCAUCCACACACCCCAGAGGACCGUGUUCAGCUCCGAGACACCAUCAGGACAGAAUUCCGUGGGCUCGGAUGCCAAUCACCGAGGAGAUGCCAGCCAGCAGGGUGCCCCGCCACCUGACCCCCCUGCACUGCUGGGGGACGUCACCCUAUCGCUCACCCCUGAGCAGAUCGGGAAGCUGCGCAGCGAGCUGGAGCUGGUGAGUGGGAACGUGCGGGUCAUGUCCGAGAUGCUGACCGAGCUGGUGCCCACCCAGGCUGAGCCCGCCGACCUGGAACUGCUGCAGGAGCUGAACCGGACGUGCCGGGCCAUGCAGCAGCGAGUCCUGGAGCUCAUCCCCCGCAUAGGCAAUGAGCAGCUGACAGAGGAGCUACUCAUCGUCAACGACAACCUCAACAACGUCUUCCUGCGCCACGAACGGUUCGAACGAUUCCGGACAGGUCAGAGCGCCAAGCCUGCCAGUGAGGCUGAGGCUGCCGCCGACCUCAUUGACAUGGGCCCAGAUCCCACCGCCCCCAGCACCCUCUCGUCCCAACUGGCUGGAAUGAACCUAGGCUCCAGCAGUGUGAGGGCCGGCCUGCAGUCCCUGGAAGCCUCCGGCCGCUUGGAAGACGAGUUUGACAUGUUCGCGCUGACCCGGGGCAGCUCGCUGGCUGAGCAGCGCAAAGAGGUCAAGUACGAAGCCCCUCAAGCCACUGAUGGCCUGGCCGGAGCCCUGGACGCACGGCAGCAGAGCAGCAGUGGGGCAAUCUCUGUCUCCCAGGCCGGCGUCAUGGAGGACAUCGAAAAGUGGCUGGCAACAGACGUGGGAAAUGAUGCUGAGGAAGCCAAGGGCGUCACCAGUGAAGAGUUUGACAAGUUCCUUGAAGAACGAGCCAAAGCUGCCGACCGCCUGCCCAGUCUGUCCAGCCCCCCAGAUGAAGGCCCGAGGGGCACCCCCGUGGCCACUGCCCCCCGAAAGAAGACGCAGGAGAAGGACGAUGCUCUCUUUGCCUUGUGAAUGUGGGGGAUCUGCACCCUGCCACACAGUGCCCAUCCGUCCCGCCCAUUGGCUCCUCUCUCCUCCCGUUUGAAGGCUGCUUGGGGGGACUGUGUUGCCCACCUUCUCUCUUCUCUGAGGACAGGGCUGAACACUGGUGACUUGGGGGUUGCCAGUCACUCGUGCUCUGGGGUCCAGCGGCUACCAUGACUGUGCCUGAACCCCAAGGCCCCCCGUGAGUGCCUACACUGCCAGCCGAGGUCGGCUGGGAGCCGCCAUCCCCCGGCUGCUCCUGGCCCCCGCCUCCAAGUGCCCCAACUUCAGCCCACGGCGACACAAGCCACUGGCCCAUCCAGUUAUGCCGUGGCCUCAGAGGACCAUGGAGGAACGCCCCACUGCCUCUCUCGGCACCGCCCUGAAUCCUGGGCCUGCCUGUGGUUCCCUCCAUCUGGGAGGCAUGUCUCACAUCUCCAUUAAAGGUAGAAGGUCUCCAGGG